Messenger RNA from Xylaria bambusicola, 939 nucleotides. RefSeq lists its product as uncharacterized. The record is from RefSeq and is a predicted model, not a curated record. The transcript is spliced from 2 exons. Lineage: Eukaryota; Fungi; Ascomycota; Sordariomycetes; Xylariales; Xylariaceae. Bases 480 to 785 code for a protein of 101 amino acids.
AAGCCUGGCCUGGUAAUAUUUGCGGAUACUAAAUAUAACAGCCAUUCUACUUACAAUUGGCAGAUAGAGGAAUAAGGCCAUUCAUACAGGAGGCUGUUUAGUAAUCGGCUAAUUGACAAACUCGACGUUUAUGUAUCUUAAACUUCUACAGCUGAUCCCUGACGAUCUUGUUCACUGUGUCUAGAGAUUGCAAAAGAACUCGCGUAGCGGAAGGAAAGUUGGAUCGUGGACGAAUCAAUACGCUCUUACCAUUGCCGCCACGAGAGAAAGACCGGGCGAAUAUGCACGGGAACCAACAGGGCAUCUGCGAGCCACCUCAAAGCCCGCAUGAGAAAAUACAAGUAGCGCUACAGAUCACUUCGCCGCUCCAUCUUGAUACUUCAAGACUACCUACCUAGUAACUCGUCGCGGAAACAGAACAGACGCUAUUUGCACCACAACAGUCCAAACGUCGAUCACAGGAGAUCCGCAACUAGAAGAUGGCAGAUGCCGGAUUGCUCAUGAACAAGGAGCCGCUCAUCAUGGGGAUGACCCCGGGGGACUACCAAGCUGCCUUUUCCUAUCUCGACCACGCCAACUUCGCGCGCGAAGUCGAAGCCCACGAAGCCCAGAAGCAGCAGCUAGGAAAACGUCCGCCAGCCGCGCCAAAGGAUAUUCCAUGGUGGAGGCGGCCCGAGUACUGGGCGCUCAUUCUGGGUUGUGUCACGUUCUUUCACAGCUUGUUCUCGACGUGGGCGUGGCCUUGGGUGAGGCGGUAUCUGGAGGAAGACUCGCCAUAUUCUUAGUGCCACGGGAGGGAAUUAAUUAGUUUUGUUGGUUUUUAUGCACCUUGAAGAGGGUUUUAGAAACUGAGACCGGGAAGGUAUGGACUAGCAUUACACGAAUCAGAUAGAACCUGGCUAUUGCAAAUCUGUGUCGAAAACGCCUUAUCGCAGACUC